GAAAAGGAACCCGCUGAGCGUAAAGCCGAUAAAGGUUCAAAAUUGAUUAUCGAUUUGAAUUGAAUUUUUCCCCCUCCUCACCCAGCCUGCACUCCUCGUUUGUUUCCAUUGCAAAAAGCUUCUAGACUGUUUUAUGUUGCUCCUCAUAAUCUUCUUCUAAUUAAGGAUCCUCCCCUCCCGAAAAUCUCUCCGUCCAUUUUUUGUGUGAAAAACAGCCCCCGUUCAAAUGGCCACCAAAUCUGUAAGUCCCACAAAAACCAUCGUUGCCGCCGUUAGCGAUUUAAUGGAAGAAUCUCGUAAAUUUAAAGAAAAUCUAGAAAUACAAAAACAGGCCAACAAGGAUCAUGGCCUCAGCAUAUAUGCCGAACCUCCCUCACGCACACCACUCUCCACUUCGAUAAACACCCUACAAGUUCCACAAAUGAAAAAAUUACCAAGUGCCGAACCCAUGCCAGAUGCCCAAUUGCUGGAGGGGACCGCUCAACGUCAACCCAAAUUGGGCGUCUCGCGGUCUCAGGAUGAUGAUAAGGAAAUGGACGAAGAGCAGACAUAUGGACGGGUUACCCCCAUUUCCUAUGCCUCGGCAAUUGCUGGGGUACCACCACCCGCACCCUCUGCCCGCAGCAGUGGCCUGAGUUCGGUGGGGGCCUCAAGGGCAACUAAUUUUCGCAUGAAAUUUCGCAAAAGCCAUACCUGUGGCAGUCUCUUCGCGAAAUGUAACUGUGCUGAGGUAACCACGAUGACAACAACGACAACGCCAGCCAUGCGACCCGCAAAUCCCCCCAUCCGAACGGGACAAAUCACCAACUCACGUGCCAUAUCAAUUGAUAAGAAUUUAAAUGCCGCCACAACAACGGCAACCGUACAUAAUUACCAGCCCCCGCAGCAGCAAUGUAUGCAUCUAUCGAUAUCACCCUCCUCCAAUACGGACACCUCCCUCGCCUCAUCCCUCUCCGAUGCGGCGGGCAACAAACUAACCAGCUCGGGUAUCUAUUCUCUGUCCACACAAACAUCAUCCGCCACCUCAGCUUAUCUGUCGCGCGAAGAGAGUCUUACGGCAAGCUUUGAUACUCAUCUACUCUCACCCUCUUCAGCCACAGAGAUGUCUAGCGCUGGCGAAACUGGCAAAAGCUCAGCCGCAGUGCCAGCAACAAAUUCGAGUUCUUCAACGCUUGCCAAACAAGCCAUUAGUCCCGAUACAGAGCUCGCGUCGUUAGCACGUUCUAAAGGCCAGCCAAUACCGCGAAUCUCUUCACCGCCAACGGUCUUCGACAAUUCAGUCUCGUCGUCCAGAUCAUCGCCGCUCACAGUGGUGUCGCGUAAAUCGGACGCUGUACAAAAAUCGAAAAAACUUUUCCAAUCCUAUUCUCAUCCCGAUACCGAUUUCAUUUUCACCGAUGAAAACAAACAUCCCUCGAGGGAGUCGCUACAACAUCUCCUGAGUCCACAACAACAGAGUCAAGAAACCAUCAUCACCUCCCGAGGGGGUCGUGUUGAAAUAAAACAACCCAAAAGAUCUUCCUCGCCAAAUAUUGGCCACUAUCAGGUCUUGGAUGUUGCUGUGCAUCCGGAUAUUCUGGUGAAGAUUUCCCCCAAACAUUCACCCCUCUGUGAACCGCGACGGCCACACGAAUCACCCUUGGCCGCCAGGUCAACUCAGCAAAGGCGAAGGCUACUGCAACGUUCCCAUGAAAUUGAUUCGGGUGGAUCAACAUCUGAAUCGGAAAAAUCGGUAGAAGUUAAAUCGCCCACGGACCUAAAGUCGCCACUUAGUGGGAAGACCCAACUGGCAAGUCCUUUGCUGGCCUCAAAACGUCUGCCCCUACAGGGCUCGGUGUCCUCAUCGACCUCGGAUGAUUCUUCAUUUAAUGCUGCUCAAAAAUAUUUUGCUGAAAGUGGGAUAUUGGGACCGGUGCCCAGUUCAGCAACCAGUUUGAUAAGGAAGACAUCGAAGAUAUUGCAGGACUCAAAUGUCAUUGAACAGAUCCGUAAAACGUCAAUGAUUCUACGUUCGAAUACGGUUGGCAAUACUGGAAACAUUAAUCAAAAUAUCGCAAUCAAUGCAAGUGUAAUGCCAAAGACAAACAACAGCAACAACACCAGCAACGGGGCCACAAACUACAACAACAACAGCAACACUACGGCAUCCUCACCCACGCUAACAUUAAAAUUGCACAGCAAUGCCAGCGGUAGUGGCGGGGCAAUGAUAAGCAGCACUACUUCCAUCCAACCGGGUCUUAUCUAUUCACCGCCCUCACCCCAGUCACCGCACACAAUGGCCACGAAGUGUGGUUUCAGUCCGAAUGUCACGACCCAAAGUUGCAGUGUCAUCGAUGACAAGGAUGCACAAAUCAAAAGCUUGCAGGGUGAAAUUGUUUCGCUGAAGGAUGUGAUCAAAUCGAGAGAUGCUGAGAUUGUCAAACUGCGACGGGAGAUACACAAGUUGAAGGAACAAAUAGAUUCUAAACAAUUUAGUGGAGAAAUUAAGAGCGUUCUGCAACAGACCACAAAUCCCAUACCAUUGGCCCAUGAUGAGCUACUCCAGCCGCCCUCGCCCACGGUGCAUCGUUCCUUUAUUGUCCCACAGCCCAUACAGUGCAGCGACAUUAGCAGUACCCAUGAACGCUUGUGUGAGAAAUGCAGAAAACUAUUGGAUCCACGGAUCCCUGUCAUACCCGAAAUAGCUCCACAAACUCCAGCGACAGCGUCGACAGAUACCAAAGUCUCUUCGGACAGCAAUGGCAGUUCCGUUGACUCUUCCAUUUCGGAACAAUAUCAAUCGUGUCAAUCGCGCUCAGCUUCCACUGGUACAACUUCUGAAACCUGGACACCGGCUGAACGUAAUCCAGAGGAAUCCAAAGAUUCCCCGAAGGCAGAAAAUCCCGAAACAAACGGCGGUGCUGCAGGUGGUGCCGUAAAAAAUAAAAUCUUAGCUUUAGCUUCUAGCCAGCCGGUGCUCAAGAAACAGGGUGUAUCGGGUGAAAGUUGUGAGACUUCAAUGCAGCAGAAUAUCAAUGUACCCAUACCGAAGUAUGACAAGGAUUUUGCCAGUAAACAGCUAAUCAAGGAUGCCAUCAUGGACAAUGAUUUCCUCAAAAACAUUGACGCCUCGCAGGUACGAGAGCUUGUUGAUUCGAUGUAUUCCGUAAGCAUUCCAAAGGGUAAAUUUGUGAUACGUGAAGGAGAGGUGGGUGCGCAUCUCUAUGUUUCGGCAGAGGGUGAAUUUGAGGUGGAAAAGAAUGGCAAAGUGUUGGGCGUUAUGGGUCCCGGCAAGGCUUUCGGAGAACUGGCCAUACUCUAUAACUGCACGCGCACAGCUUCGGUGCGGGUGCUAUCCGAUGCCAGAGUUUGGGUUUUGGAUCGUCGUAUUUUCCAACAGAUCAUGAUGCGUACCGGCAUGCAACGCAUUGAGAACAGUGUUAAUUUCCUGAAGUCCGUUCCCCUGCUCAAGAAUCUCAGCGAGGAGAUUCUAGCCAAAAUUGCCGAUGUCUUGGAGGUGGAAUUUUAUCCCGCAGGGACCUACAUCAUACGCCAGGGAGCCAGCGGCGAUACCUUCUUCCUCAUCUCCCAAGGCUCAGUGAAGGUGACACAGAAACUUACUCCUGCCGGUGAGGAGAAGGAGAUACGCACCCUGGAGCGUGGUGAUUAUUUUGGCGAGCAAGCUUUGAUCAACGAAGACAAGCGCACGGCCAACAUCAUUGCCAUGGCUCCGGGUGUUGAAUGCCUGACUCUGGAUAGAGAUUCAUUUACCCAUUUAAUUGGUGACCUCUGCGAACUGAAGGAGAAAAACUAUGGCGAUGAAAAUCGUGUCUUGGCCAUGAAACAUGCCGAGAAAACGAAGGAGAUAUUUGGCGCUAAUGUUCAGCAAGAAUUCCCCGAUCUGCAGCUGACCGAUUUGGAGGUCAUUGCCACCUUGGGUAUUGGUGGUUUUGGGCGAGUGGAACUGGUCAAGGCCUAUCACCAAGACCGUGUGGACACAUUUGCCCUCAAGUGUCUCAAGAAACGGCACAUUGUCGAUACCAAACAGGAAGAGCAUGUCUUCUCUGAGCGAACGAUUAUGCUGACCUGCAACUCACCAUUUAUAUGCCGUCUCUAUCGGACAUUCCGUGAUGAAAAAUACGUGUAUAUGCUGCUCGAGGCCUGUAUGGGUGGUGAAAUUUGGACAAUGCUAAGGGAUCGCGGUUGUUUCGAUGAAAACGCUGCCCAGUUUAUAAUCGGCUGCGUGCUGCAGGCAUUUGAGUAUUUGCAUUCGAAGGGUAUUAUCUAUAGGGAUUUGAAGCCGGAGAAUUUGAUGUUGGACGAGAGGGGGUAUGUGAAGUUGGUGGACUUUGGCUUUGCCAAAUACAUUGGCAAUAGCUGUAAAACCUGGACAUUUUGUGGUACCCCGGAAUAUGUGGCCCCUGAAAUUAUAUUGAAUAAGGGUCAUGAUCGGGCUGUGGAUUAUUGGGCCUUGGGUAUUUUGAUUCAUGAGCUGUUGAAUGGAACACCACCCUUUGCCGCCAAUGAUCCCAUGAAGACCUAUAACAUCAUCCUCAAGGGCAUUGAUAUGAUUGACUUUCCCAAGCGCAUGUCCCGCUCAGCGGUGCAGCUAAUAAAGAAGUUAUGUCGUGAUGUCCCUGCCGAACGUUUGGGCUAUCAAAAGGGUGGCAUACAAGAUAUCAAAAAACAUAAAUGGUUCCUGGGCUUUGAUUGGGAUGGCUUGCAGGACCAGCUGCUCAUACCACCCUUUGUGCGACCCAUUGCCCAUCCCACAGACACCUGCUACUUUGAUAAGUUCCCCUGUGAUCCAAAUGAGCCACCAGAUGAACUAUCCGGUUGGGAUGCCGAUUUUUAAAAUAGACCAAUUGACCAGUUAUCCCACCCCAGUUUGAGGGGGGUCCUAAGUGCCUUUAUUGCCUUUUGUUGUGAAUGGGAAUCAAAUAUAAUUUUUUUAAGGAAAUAAUUUUAAGUCUUAUCCAAGGGGCCAGGGGGAAAAUAUCAACAUGGGUUGGAGCCUUCACUCAAAUCCCAAGAGAGGAAGAGAAGAAAAAUUUCCCCCUGCUCCUAUCGAACAUUUUUCGCUUGCUUUAGGUGUUAGUCUUAAGCCAUAUGGAGAGUAGGAAACAUAGUUUAGCUCAAAAUAAAAUUUUAGUUAAUUUUUUUUUAAGGAAAUAUUUGCUCUUUACAUUCUAAGGAAGUGCCUUUGAUCCAAAAACAGAAA
This is a messenger RNA of Musca domestica (house fly), 5200 nucleotides long. Its product is annotated as mucin-2. The transcript is spliced from 10 exons. Gene Ontology annotation, biological process: protein phosphorylation. The coding region runs from base 227 to 4834 and encodes 1535 amino acids. Lineage: Eukaryota; Metazoa; Arthropoda; Insecta; Diptera; Muscidae. Gene Ontology annotation, molecular function: cGMP-dependent protein kinase activity; ATP binding. The record is from RefSeq and is a predicted model, not a curated record.